Chlorocebus sabaeus (green monkey) is the source of this 1832-nucleotide messenger RNA. NCBI's taxonomy places the organism in Eukaryota, Metazoa, Chordata, Mammalia, Primates, Cercopithecidae. The record is from RefSeq and is a predicted model, not a curated record.
AUGCCACCUGCCGUCCUCCACAGCUGUAGAUCUUCCCUCCUAAUUUCAGAUAAACACGCUUCCUUCACAAAUGCCGACGGUAAAGUGACGGUCACUCCACACAGCAAAUGCAAGGUUGCCGUUAACGGGGUGCCCAUCACCAUCAGGACAAAGCUGCAGCAUUUGGACCGCCUGAUUUUGGGAUCCAACAGCACCUACCUGUACGUGGGAUUUCCUUUGGAGCCGGGCAGUGAGGACCUGAGCAGGUUCGAUUACGACUUCUUCCAGCUGGAGAGGGCAGCCGCAGAGGGAGUCAGCGCAGACAAACUCGGUGCUGUGGACGGUGGAGACGGCAAGGCCGACCCCAGUGUCCUGGCUGCGUUCCAGGACUACAUCAAACUGAUGCCGCUGGUUGCAGAAGCAAAUCAAAUGAGUGAAGAGCUGAAGAAGGGACUUAACAUGGAAUUGAAGGUGAAGAAUUUGGCAUCAUCAGAUUCCAAGGGCUAUGACCUACAGAAGGAGGUCUUGGUGAAGGUGACCCACCACGGGACUCACGAGGUAUGGAUAUGGUCAAAAGCCAAGUUCAUCAACAGGAAAUUCCUAAUGGAGGAACUUUACCAGCGCUUUCUAGAUGGAGAUAACAGCCCUGUGGCUCAAGAAGACGACCCUUUCUGGGAUCCUGUCGAGGUCGUCCACUUGGGCUCAGCUCACGUCUGGCUCCAGUCACUGGCCUACUGCAUGAAGCUGGAGGAGCAAGUGGAGUUUCUGAACUGUGACGGGCUGGAGGAGGCGGUGCUGCACAUCUGCAUAGCACCCUGCUCCCCGACAGGACAAACGCAUGGCGAGGAGGAUGUGGUUAUCGACCCUUUGGAGCUGCUAGGCAAGAGGAUGGAUUUUCAGAUUCACAUUGUCCGGUGUCUUGGUGUCAGCUGGAUGAAGGAAGAUGCAAAGCGGGGCAUUCAGAUAGGGUACAGAAUUUAUGACCUUCCAAACACUAUCUAUACCAAACCUGUAUGGAAAAGUGUGAAUCCACAAAUUGAAGAGACUGUCCAAUUUGUAGCCUUAACUGCAUCUCAAGAGUUUCUGAAUUAUCUGCAGACAAAUGCCCUUAUUGUUGACCUAUGGGGCCUUCAAGAAGGCUGCACCGAGCUGAGCUGCUCUCAGCUGGGCCUCAUGGUCACAGAUGAAGGCCACAUCCUGGUAGACACCAAGAAAAUUUCCACUGUGAAGGAUCCAAGCCAGGCGGCCUCAAACCAGAUACCAGAACUUCAUCUGAAGCUGCUCAAGCUAGAGCAGGAGACAGAGCUGCUCAGGAACAUCAACAGAGCCCUGAGAGAGGAGAACGUGCUUCUCCAAGAAUCACUUGCGAAAACUGCUUCUGGGCAAGGUGAGAGACUGCUCCAGGCUUGGCUGUUUAGCUUAUCCCUUGCCUCCUACAUUUGUGAUGUAUAUUUGCCUUUUAAUAAACAAACUUUUAAAUGAGUUAAUUCACAUCUUGUUUCAUAAACAGAAAAUGCAGGACAUUUCUUUUCUUCUGCCCUGUGAGAUUUCUCAUUUCCCUUGGAUGGAUCCAAACUGGUGCCUGAUAAAUGCUGAUGUAGUAGAAUGCCACCAAAAUAAAUAAAUAUAGAGAUGCCCGAAGAAAGAGAUCCAUACAUCAACGCUGCCUUUUCUUGCCACCUCAGCCCAGAAGCCUUCCGACACUCUGAAGGUCAGCGGGAUGACUGCACAACUGCUCUCCGCCAGGGACACAAGUCAAAUGUGCACACAGCAAGCCGGCUCCGACCGAGAACUCGCCCAGGCUCUGAAGGUGUUCUACCAAAGCAUGAACACAGCAAGAGGGCAGCUUUUCA